AUGGAGAUAGUUAAACCUCAAUGGAGGAAGCCUCCUCUAUCUUCAAACGACGCCGUUUCAACACUCCCUCUCUACCGCUCCGCCCCUUCUCUCGAAGUCAGACUCGAAGAUUUCGAGCUCUACGCCAUCGAUCGCCUUCGCGUUUUAAAAGGAAUAUCUGAUGGACUUUCUCGGGGAAAGAGACAGGAAGAAAUGGAGAAAUUAGUAAAAGAUUUGUGGAAAGCAAAUAUGAGGCAUCCACUUGCAUUAGAAGUUACUAACAAAGAUAUUAUAUCUCACUUUGUUUUGCGUCUCGUAUAUUGUAGAACGGAGGAGCUGAGGAAAUGGUUCCUUGCCAAUGAGACUGCGCUUUUUAGAUACAGGUUUUGGCUUCUAUCCACUGAAGCUCAGAGGGCUCUUAUGGCGGAGUUUGAUCUUCCAUACAAGCCUGUUACUACUGCAGAAUUUGAGGAUGUAAAAGACAAAUUGCAACUAGUUGCACGCUCAAUUGUUCAGCCUAAACCCACUGUAUCUGAUGCCAUAUUCUACAAGGUACCAUUUGAAGAAGUUCCAGAACUUGUGGCUGGUCGUAGAGUUUUCAUCUGCAAGGGGUAUGCUUAUGUUGCUCUGAAUCAGGUUGUUUCCCUUCUUGUUACCCAAUUCCGUGGUCUUCUAUCCAAAGCACUUGUUCUAACAAACAGAAAAUGGACAUCUACCAUCAGAGAACAAGAGAAGGAUCGCCUAACUCCCAUCGUGGAGGCACUGUGCACAAGCUAUCUGGGUCCUGACUAUUCUCAGCCAAAAGAAUUUGCUGAAAUAUCAAUUAAAGACCUGGACCAAGUAGCUAAGAGUUCAUUUCCCCUGUGCAUGCGGCACCUGUUUGAAAAGCUCAGAGAAGAUCAUCACUUAAAGCAUGGAGGGAGGAUGCAAUUGGGUCUCUUUCUCAAGUUACUUGCACAAUUUGCUGUAGACAAUCUACCUUCUGGCUCCGUUCCUGUUUCUUAUCUAUAUCUGACAAAGAGCUCUAUAGCAGUCGGUGUUGGAUUGAAAUUGGAUGAUGCUCUUGCAUUCUGGAAAGCAGAGUUCUCCCGAAAGACUGGAGCUGAGAGGUUUGACAAAGAAUAUGCAUACGGCAUUCGCCACAAUUAUGGAAGAGAAGGGAAGAGAACAGAAAACUUGAAGGCUGCACUCAGUAGAAUGGGAGUAAAUAGUGGUGCAGUGGAAACUGUAAUGGACAAAGUUCAAAACAGACAUUAUCAGUUGGCUUGCACGUUAACUUUUGAAGCUAUUCAUGGCUUGUCACAUGAUGCUGGGAUUAACCAUCCUAACCAAUACUUCAGUGACAGCCAAAAGAUUCUCAAAUCUAAGCACGCUAUUCGCUUGGGUGUAUUUUGGGUUAUUGCGUUGCCAACAUUAGUUGACUUGAUUGGGGGUUUGUUGUUAGCAGGUCUAGGUCUGCCCAAUCGUUAA
This is a messenger RNA of Dovyalis caffra, 1449 nucleotides long. The record is from the annotation of a GenBank genome assembly. NCBI's taxonomy places the organism in Eukaryota, Viridiplantae, Streptophyta, Magnoliopsida, Malpighiales, Salicaceae.